Molecule: messenger RNA, 745 nt
Organism: Venturia canescens
Lineage: Eukaryota; Metazoa; Arthropoda; Insecta; Hymenoptera; Ichneumonidae
Product: U6 snRNA-associated Sm-like protein LSm8
Exons: 5
Coding region: 269-559 (96 amino acids)
Biological process (GO): mRNA splicing, via spliceosome
Cellular component (GO): U6 snRNP; U4/U6 x U5 tri-snRNP complex; precatalytic spliceosome
Molecular function (GO): RNA binding
Source: RefSeq, a predicted model, not a curated record
GGUGCUCUCCCCCCAUACGUGUUUCCGGCGCGUACUCGAUUCCGUGACGAAUUCUUUAACCUGUACGGAAUUUGAAAACACAAAGUGUAAUUUUUAAACAACAAAUAGUGUUAGGUGUUACUUCCCAUAUAAUUUACAGCCGAGUUAAAAAACUUCCACAAUUGCAAAAUAAUCUAAACACCAGUAACCUAUUGAAUAAUUGUUCAUAAGGAAACAAAUAUUAUUCAUUACCAGCGAUAAAAGCACAAUAGUAAACGUAGUAAACACGAUGGCUUCAGGACUAGAAAGUUACGUCAAUCACACUGUUUCAAUAAUUACUUCUGAUGGCAGAAACUUUAUAGGAACUCUAAAAGGUUUUGAUCAAACCAUCAAUUUGAUACUUGACGAAUCCCAUGAAAGAGUUUACAGCAUGACUCAAGGAGUAGAACAAGUUGUUCUUGGCUUGCACAUUAUACGUGGUGAUAAUGUAGCGAUCGUUGGCGAACUGGAUGAUGAGAUGGAUUCUAGACUUGAUCUUUCUUCGGUCCGAGCUGACCCAUUGACAUCAGUCGCACAUUGACGUUUUGUCAUCCUUACUAUUUCCACGAGUCAGCAUAACUUUUGCAUUCCAAUGAUUGACUAAGCUGGGAUUUAAAAAAAUUUACGAUCGACUCUACGAUGAAUGAUGUAAAUACCUUACUUGUUUGAAGAUUACUAGGAAUCGUUUUGCCUUAUAUAAUAAAAAAGAGGAAAGACAUGUAUUCAA